Molecule: messenger RNA, 1590 nt
Organism: Populus nigra (black poplar)
Lineage: Eukaryota; Viridiplantae; Streptophyta; Magnoliopsida; Malpighiales; Salicaceae
Product: actin-related protein 2/3 complex subunit 2A-like
Exons: 11
Coding region: 247-1284 (345 amino acids)
Biological process (GO): actin filament polymerization; Arp2/3 complex-mediated actin nucleation
Cellular component (GO): actin cytoskeleton; Arp2/3 protein complex
Molecular function (GO): actin filament binding; structural constituent of cytoskeleton
Source: RefSeq, a predicted model, not a curated record
AAAGUGAAAGUGAAAGUCAGAGAGAAGAGAAGAGGAGAAUCUCAAUCACCUCUUUGAACACUGAUAGACAGGACUCCUCUCUCACGUUAACUCUUGGUAAGAAAGGAAAGAUCCCACAGCUCUCUCUAUCAUCAUCAUAAUCACUUUCACUUGGAAAACAGAAAGUGAACAUACACGGAGAGAGAGAGAGAGAGAGAGACAGAGAGACAGAGAUUUGAAACAACACAGAGCUAAAAGUAGAAAUCAAUGAUUUUGUUGCAGUCCCAUUCCAGAUUUCUCCUUCAAACAUUAUUAAAUCGUGUCCAAAAUCUUGAAAAGGCAGUUGAAUUGGAUUACCACUGGGUGGAGUUUGAUGAUGUUCGUUACCAUAUUCUGGUGUCAAUGAAGAAUCCAAAUGUCUUGCUGUUAUCCGUUUCGUUACCAAUCCCACCUCCAGAAGCUGUUUUCAUUGGUGGACUUCCGUUUGGAGCCAUAGAAGCUUUAAAGGCUGCUUAUGGUGUGGUUGUGCAGAUUCUUGAUCCUCCCCGAGAUGGCUUUAACCUCACUUUGAAACUCAAUUUGGGGAAACUUCCACUUGAUGAAGAGCACAGGUAUGCUCUCUUGGUAAAGAUUGCAUCUGUUAGGGAAGUGGUGCUAGGUGCUCCAUUAAGAGUAGUUUUAAAACAUCUUUCAUCAAGGACUGUUAUUCCUGGUAUGGAUGGGCUUCUGGCCCUCGUGCAUCGGUCCAAAGAGUCUUUCUUCCUUGUUCCUCAGCCAGACAAGGUUACUGUGGUAUUUCCCAUGAGAUUCAAGGACUCCAUAGAUAUUGCUUUUGCUACUUCCUUCCUUCAGGAAUUUGUCGAAGCCAGGCAUACAGCUGGACUUAAUAAUGCUCCUCCUUGCUUGUGGUCUCCUAACCCACCUCUUGAAUUGAAGGAAGCCCCUGCUGAAGCAUUGUCUGCAAAUGCAGGAUUUGUUUCUUUUGUCAUUUUUCCUCGUCAUGUGGAAGGCAAAAAGUUGGACCGAACAGUGUGGAAUUUAUCAACAUUUCAUGCAUAUGUUAGUUAUCAUGUUAAGUGCUCGGAGGGUUUUAUGCAUACUCGCAUGCGAAGACGUGUAGAAUCUAUGAUUCAGGGCUGUACUGCUGUACUUGAUCUUAAACUCAUAAAAUCCAUUAUUGACUCCCGCAGUUGGAAUGGCUGUUUGGUUGGUGACAGUGACAGGAAUAUAUUGCCAUUACAGGCAACUCAAGGCCUUGGAUCGUGCAAAACCAGGUGUAGAGGAGAAAAAGAAAUCACCAAAUAGCAGAUCUUUUAAACGUCUGAGCCUCAAGGAAGCUCGAGCUAAUUCAAUUUCCUAGAUGUGGAAUUCUUGAGGCUCCUAUCGAACAUAUGAAGAUGCUUGUUAAAGAACUUGCCGGAAUCAAUUCAAGGGAGGCUUGUCCGCUUGUGACGACUGCUCGCAUCCUUCUCUAGAAGGGGAAGGAAGUAAAAGGAAAAUGAAGGGAGAAAAGCACCAUGUUUAGGUGCCAAUGUGUACACUUUUGAUAUUUGUUGGCUCCCUUGGAACCAGAAGAUUCUAUGAUUUAAAUAUCAAUAUUUUUUCGAUCUA